Messenger RNA from Diaporthe citri, 1452 nucleotides. RefSeq lists its product as uncharacterized. NCBI's taxonomy places the organism in Eukaryota, Fungi, Ascomycota, Sordariomycetes, Diaporthales, Diaporthaceae. The record is from RefSeq and is a predicted model, not a curated record. Gene Ontology annotation, molecular function: pectate lyase activity. The transcript is spliced from 4 exons. Bases 1 to 1452 code for a protein of 483 amino acids.
AUGAAGCUGUCACAACUCGCGUUCCUUGUUUCGACGGCGCUUUGCCAAUUUGCUGCCGCCAGGGCAGUUGGCAAGCGAGCCAUCUCUUCUGUUGUGAACGGCACACCGAUGGGCUUCGCAUCCGCAGUCACCGGCGGUGGCGACGCCGAACCAGUGUACCCGACCACGAUCGACGAGCUCAAGGAGUACCUCACCUCCAGCGAUCCCCAGGUCAUCGUGAUAUCCGGCGAGCUUGACUUCUCAGGCUCGGAGGGCACGCAGUCCCUCGAUGCCUGCGACGCAUACGAAUGCACCCCGGACAAUGGCGGACAGGCGAUGCUCAACACUCUCGACGGCUGUUCUACGUCUACUUACAGCGUCGAGAUCGAUACCGCCGCUUACCAGGGCAUCAACGUUGCCUCGGACAAGACCUUGGUCGGCAAGGACAAGGCGACGCUCAACGGAAAGGGAUUGCGCUUUGUCGAUGCUUCCAACAUCAUCGUUCAAAACAUCGAGAUCACGAACUUGAACCCCAAGUAUGUUUGGGGCGGAGAUGCUCUCAGCUUUUCUGGCACCCAGAACAUUUGGAUCGACCAUGUCACGACCUCGAGCCUAGGCCGCCAACACUACUCGUUUGGAUCGGAUGCUAGCAGUGGGAUCACCAUCUCAAACAGCUUCAUCAACGGCGAGACAGCCCAGUCUUCGACAUGCAACGGUCACUCAUACUGGGCUAUGGAGCUUGUUGGUGCUGACGAUCAGAUCACAUUUUACAAAAACUACGUCUAUAAGACAUCGGGCCGCACCCCAGCAUUGUCAGGGAACACACUUCUCCAUGCUAUCAACAACGUCUGGUCCUCUAAUGAGGGCCAUCUCCUCGAGGGCGACAAGAGCACCAGCAGGGGUCUUUACGAAGGCAACUACUUCGAAGAUGUUCCGACAGUGGUGGUCGAUGGUUUCGCUGGCCAGCUGUUCACGUCUGACGCAUCCGACGUAUCGCAGUGCUCGGCGUACCUGGGGCGUGACUGUGUGUCCAACGAGCUGUCUUCCUCAGGGGAGUUCAGUUCCUCCGACACGGGUUUCCUCUCCGACUUCAAGGGCCAGUCCAUCCCUGACGUUGAAUCGGCCUCGUCCAUCAAGAGCACUGUCCCGACCGAGGCAGGAAACACGUUUGGUUUCCAGGGAAGAUCCUCUCAUACCGUGGCUCAAAAAGAUCAUUCUGAUUGCAUGGAAACAAUCAGCGAUAAUGCCAUUCAUCGCGCAGCCAACUCGAACGAGACUGCAGCGCAGAGGGUCCAACGCCAACAGUCCUCCAUCGCCUCGCAGCUUCAACGCAUCGAGGGCGAACUGCCGCGCAGCACCACUGAAAGCCCGUCGACCAGUAGGAACAACGAGCCACGGCGGUCUGGUGUCGCGGAUGAUCUUCUGUACGGCGUUGGCUCUCAGUUCGGCGCCACGCCCGGUCCGGCGGGUUAG